CAUUCGCGCACCCCGAGCCGGGGCAGCCAGCGGGUUGAGUGCAUCAUCUGCUAUUCCUCCUACGACCUGUGUGGCCGGCUCCCGCGCCGGCUCUACUGCGGCCAUACCUUCUGCCAAGCCUGCCUGAAACACCUCGACGCUGUCGCCAAUGAGCAGCGCUGGAUCCCCUGCCCGCAGUGCCGCCAAAAUACGCCCACGCCGCGCGGCGGUGUCGCCAUGCUCGACCUUGACCUGGCCACCUUCCUCGCCGUCAAGGCUGACAAGGAGCACCCUCGGCUAGCUACGGGGGUCCUGGGUCCAUACAGCCCCCUGUACAUGGCUG
Fulmarus glacialis (Northern fulmar) is the source of this 322-nucleotide messenger RNA. RefSeq names its product RING finger protein 224-like. The annotation marks the transcript as partial. Lineage: Eukaryota; Metazoa; Chordata; Aves; Procellariiformes; Procellariidae. The transcript has 2 exons. The record is from RefSeq and is a predicted model, not a curated record.